This is a messenger RNA of Melanotaenia boesemani (Boeseman's rainbowfish), 2148 nucleotides long. RefSeq names its product synovial sarcoma, X breakpoint 2 interacting protein a (gene ssx2ipa). Bases 342 to 2111 code for a protein of 589 amino acids. The record is from RefSeq and is a predicted model, not a curated record. The transcript is spliced from 14 exons. Lineage: Eukaryota; Metazoa; Chordata; Actinopteri; Atheriniformes; Melanotaeniidae.
GCUUAAAAAAACUGCAGCGGCUGCUUGACAUAACCUGUUUGAAAACCUUCCUGGUGUUUAUCACGUCAUGACUGCGUUUAGGUGUUGUUUCAAGUGGUAAUUGUUGCCGCUGGCAAAAUGAUAAAAGAACUCGGUGCGAAAGCUACAGGUGUUUUUGAUGAAGGGGGGACUGGUUAAUUUUACGACUACCUCCAAACUUGGAAACUCGAGUGUUGUUGACCCAUUUUAUUCCCCACAGGCUGUGUUCCAAUGGGAUAUUCUGAUCCACCGCCUGACUAUUAAUCCACCUCCCUGGUGAUAACUUAUGACCUCACACCCCUUUGUCCAGUGGUUUCAGUGAUAUGGGAGAGCAGUGGACAACUGAGUCAUCUAUGGAAAACUAUGAGAUCUCCAGCAUAUCACAUGUGACGAUGUCCCCCUCAAGACAGAACAACCUUGUGUUGUCGUACUCUUUUCCCUUGUCCAAAAGCUCUUAUAGUGUCAUAAGUGCCUUUUGCACCGACAAUAAUAUUCCUCAAUGCAUUUCAUACAUCAAUCAGGAGCUUUCCUCACUGGGCCUCUCCACAUGUAUUGAAGCCGGUUCACCAGGGGGAAGCAGCCUGAAAGUAGUGCCAGCUCUAAAUACCAUGUAUGAAUUGCUUCAGAUUCACAGACGAAGUAUGUGUCAUUUAGAGGAGCUGGAAAAGGAACAGCUGAAGAAAUCCAGCACGAUGGAGCAUAUGCAGAUGAGCAAUUCCAGACUUAAGGACCAGUUGGAAUUGUCCAUAAGAGAGAAGUCGGGUCUACAUGAGACAGAGAGGCAGCUGCAACUCAAAAUCAAGACGUUGCAGAGCUGUUUAAAAACCGAAAAAGAUGAGGUUCAAAAACUCCAGAGUGUCAUUGCCAGCCGUGCCUCUCAAUACAGUCAUGAUGCCAAGAGAAAAGAAAGGGAAUCUGCAAAGCUGAAGGAACGCCUCAGUCAGCUACUGGUUGAUAGAAAGGAUAAAAAACUAGCCAUUGAUGUUCUGAAUUGCUUGGGACGGUCGGACGGAAAAAGGAGCCACUGGAGGACUGCAAAAGCAACAGCCAGCCACGAGGGAGAGAUGUACAAAUCUUUGCUCAGUGACUAUGAGGCAAGUCAGAGGUCCCUGAUGUUGGAGAACGCUGAGCUUAAGAAAGUCCUCCAGCAGAUGAAGAAGGAGAUGAUGCAUAUUCUGAGUCCACGCCAGCCAUCUGCCAGAGGAGCCACUGCUGAUGACGGUCAGGAACAGGGUGACUCAGAUGGAGAGGAGAAGACUGGAGAAACUAGCAGGGAAACUUUGGACCAAUCCUGUGAGCAUGCCAGGGAACAACUUGCCAACAGCAUCCGCCAGCAGUGGAGGAAACUGAGGAGCCAUGUGGAGAAAUUGGAUAACCAAGCCUCUCAAGUGCAGAAUCAGUCCAACAAAGAGGUGAUACCCUUGGAAACUCAUGAGGAUGAAAUGGACAGGAUGCGGUGUGAAGUUCAACAGUGCAAAGAGUUCAUUCAUGCACAACAAGUUCUCCUCCAACAACAGCUCAACACAUCGUUUGAUGAUGAGACAGCAGCUCUUCUUAAUGACUGCUACACACUGGAGGAGAAGGAGCGUCUCAAAGAGGAGUGGAGGCUCUUUGAGGAGCAGAAGAAGAACUUUGAGAGGGAGAGAAAGAACUUCACAGAAGCUGCUAUUCGCCUGGGACGAGAGAAAAUGGCCUUUGAGGAAGACCGGGCUGCUUGGCUUAAGAACCAAUUUUUGAACAUGACUCCCUUUGCAGACCGUAGAUGUUCCUCAUCAGAUGGUCAAAGUGCCUUAUCAAUUAGAAGUGAACCAGAGAUGAGAAUGUCUUCAGUGAAAGCUCAGCUGGCCAAAUCAUCAGCAUACACUACAUUCUCCACUCCUAAACAUUCACAAAGUGCUGCUACACCACCAUCCACAACUGAACUUUAUAGGACACUCCAACUGAUACCAGACAGCAGACAUUCAAAUCGCGGACGAUGGCAGGAGUCUAGCACCAUUACAAAUGGAGACACUCGGGCCAAGUCAAAAAAUAGAGUUUGCAGUGGUGACUUGAGAAUUUUUUCAUUGGAUGGAGAUCAGAACAGUCUAACUUAGAGAACAUCUAGUGCCUUUUUUAUGGUUUUCUUGUUUU